AUGGCUAGUGAGAGUGCUGAUGACAUUAAUGUUGCUGUCGCUCUUAGCACUGCUCUCCUUCUUCCAAAUGACUUGGAGCGAAAUGCCAAGUUUAGUGAGUAUGAAAAUUACGCCCUUGUGCUCCAACACUCUGCCCAAAGGGAAACAUCUUCACUGAAGAGAGAGAUAAGGGCCCUUGAAGCAAAGAUGAAAAAACUGGAGGAUCAGGCCGAGGCUGCAACGAAGAACCAUACCCUAGCUCUAGAAAAGGCCGAGGCUGCUGAAGUCGUUAAAAAAGUAGCUGAAGCCGAGAAAAGGGAGGCCGAAGCUCAGAAGGUCCAGGCACAAAAAGAACUUCAACAAGCUCUGGCCACUAAGGAGGCCGAAGUGAAAGAGGCCGAUGAAAAGGCCUAUGCUCAAGGCAUGGCCGAUGUUGCAGAAGACUACAAGCUUCAAGCCGACGCUAUUCCUCUACCAUUUCCUCCACCUCCUCCUGAAGGUGACUCAGAGUCUGAGGCCGAUGCUGUGGACGAAGAUGAAGAAAAAGAUGAUGGUGAUGCCUUGGUGAGAAAACCCAAGGAUGCUGUCGAAACCAAGUCCCCUCCUCCUGCUGAGCAGGUUAUGGACUUGACUUUGGAUGAGGAGGGUGAUGAGGUUGAGGGGGUACCCAGGGAGUCUGCCACUGGGCAACUAUCAUCCAAUCUUCCUCUGGCAGAAAGAAGUGUUGAGUCCACAGUUGCUGAGAUCGAUGCCGAGAUACAAGCCGAAAAGGCGGCCGAGGAGAUUCCUCCUGAAUCGUCCGAGGUCCCAGUUCCCGCUGUUGCUGAUGCACAAGAGUCUUGA
Molecule: messenger RNA, 822 nt
Organism: Camellia sinensis
Lineage: Eukaryota; Viridiplantae; Streptophyta; Magnoliopsida; Ericales; Theaceae
Source: RefSeq, a predicted model, not a curated record